AUGGUCUCCAUCAAAUCUGCCCUCACUCUCGCCCUCUGCGCAGUCUCCGCCGCCACCGCGAACCCCAUCGCCAGCCCCGAUCAGGCCCUCGAGAAGCGCCAGGGCACCACCGACGUCGGCACCGUAACCUGCGGCGACAACAGGUACUCCAAGAAGCAGAUCGACGACGCCGCCGCCGAGGGCUGCCGCCUCUACGCCGCCAACCAGCAGAUCGGCACCAGCCAGUACCCCCACCGCUUCAACAACCGCGAGAACCUCGUCUUUGCCACCUCGGGCCCCUACCAAGAGUUCCCCAUCAUCACCUCUGGAAACUAUACUGGACGGGCGCCCGGAGCCGACCGUAUCGUAUUCGACCCGACUUACCGGGGCAGCUGUGUCUAUGUCGGUGCCAUGACCCACAGCGGCGCAUCAUCGCGCAACGGCUUCAUCACCUGCAACCAGACGAGGUCGUCGUCGCCUUCCGGUAACGGCGCGUCCGCGGCGUCGAGCUACAGGGGCUCCUCUGGGUCGAUCGGUGCCGUCGUGUCUAUUCUGUCGCUCUUGGCACUCACUGCUUAA
Colletotrichum orchidophilum is the source of this 558-nucleotide messenger RNA. Its product is annotated as guanyl-specific ribonuclease N1. Gene Ontology annotation, molecular function: RNA binding; RNA endonuclease activity. The record is from RefSeq and is a predicted model, not a curated record. The transcript is spliced from 2 exons. NCBI's taxonomy places the organism in Eukaryota, Fungi, Ascomycota, Sordariomycetes, Glomerellales, Glomerellaceae. The coding region runs from base 1 to 558 and encodes 185 amino acids.